CGUUGAGGCUGCGUACUUUAAGGCUGCAGACCCUGAAUUGGGAGACAGCCCUUUUCUUUACUCUUCACUGCUUCUUCCGGUUUUCUCCUGCUCUCCACCUAUGUGGGCGUGGUCUUCGGAGCGUCCUAUUGUCUUUUCUUUUCUUGGCAAUGAAGACGUUGCUUUUUUCUCAAUUUCUUAAAAGAUACAAUAAUAGUUGACUGAACACGAACUGUGAUCACGUCCAUCAAUACGCAUCCACGCACUGCUGAGCCACCGCCUCUCAGAGGCGGAGCAACAUGCUUCAGCGUCAGAGUCCAGAAGUGAAACUCACAGUAAAGACAGCAAAACUUGUUUCUCUUCACAGGAGCGUCAAACUGAGCUCUACAGCCUUUCUGAGCAGCACAGCAGAGCGUCUUCCAACACGGAGUGCAGACAUGUCUGCUGCCAGCUGUCUUCUAUCUGAAGAUCAGUUUCUGUGCUCCAUCUGUCUGGAUGUCUUCACUGAUCCAGUCUCCACACCAUGUGGGCACAACUUCUGCAAAAACUGCAUCAGUAAAAACUGGGAUAUCAGCUACAGGUGUCAGUGUCCCAUGUGUAAAAAGGUGUUCAGGAUGAGACCUGAGCUGCACAUCAACACUUUCAUCUCUGAGAUGGUUUCUCAGUUCAGACAUGAAGCUCAGCAGAAAGUCAGCAGCUGCAGCUCAGAGCAACAAGCUGCCAAACCAGGAGAAGUUCCCUGUGACAUCUGCACUGGAACCAAACUGAAGGCCCUGAAGUCCUGUCUGGUGUGUCUGGUCUCCUACUGUCAGACUCACCUGGAGCCUCAUCUGACAGCUUCACGGCUGAAAAGACAUCAGCUGAUUGAUCCUGAGGAGAACCUGGAAAGCAGGAUGUGUAUGAAGCAUGAUAAACCUCUGGAGCUGUUCUGUAAGACCGAUCAGACAUGUGUCUGUAUGCUCUGCUGUGUUUUUGACCACAAGACUCAUGAGUUUGUUCCUCUGAGAGAAGAAUAUGAAGGAAAGAAGGCAGAGCUGGGGAAGACUGAGGCUGAAAUUCAACAGAUGAUCCAGAAGACAUGGCUGAAGAUUCAGGGGAUCAAAGAGUCAGUGAAGAUGAGUAAAGAUGCUGCAGACAGAAAGAAAGCAGAAGGUGUUCAGGUCUUCACUGCUCUGAAGGAGUCUGUUGACAGACGUCUGAACGAGCUCAUAAAGGAGAUUGAAGAUAAACAGGAAACAACAGAGAAACAGGCUGAAGGUUUCAUCAAAGAUCUGGAACAGGAAAUCUCUGAGCUGAUGAAGAGAAGCUCUGAGGUGGAGCAGCUCUCACGCUCUAAAGAUCACCUCCACCUCCUCCAAAGCUUCUCCUCUCUCAAAGCUGCUCUAACCACCAAGGACUGGAAAGAGGUCAGUAUCCAUCCACCAUCAUAUGAGGGGACUGUGGUGAGAGCUGUGGAUCAGCUGAAGGAAACACUCAAUGAAGAGUUUGAAGACUUGUUUGAUGCUGAGCUGAAGAGGGUCCAGCAGUAUGCAGUGGAUGUGAGUCUUGAUCCUGAUACAGCACAUCCUGAACUCGUUGUGUGUGACGAUGGAAAACAAGUACAACGUAGUGACAAUAGGAAGAAAUGUCCACACAACCCAGAGAGAUUUUCGAAGUUUGUUUGCGUUUUAGGAAAGCAGAGUUUCUCUUCAGGCAGAUUUUACUUUGAGGUUCAGAUUAAAUACAUGACCAAAUGGAUAUUAGGAGUGGUCAGAGAGUCAGUCAACAGGAAGGAAGCCAUCACACCGAGUCCUGAUGAAGGUUACUGGACUGUAGCGGAACAUAAAAACAUUUGUGUAGCUCUUGAUAAACCUCAAGUCUGUCUUUCUCUUCAGUCUGUUCCUGAGAAGGUGGGGGUGUUUGUGGAUUAUGAGGAGGGUCUGGUCUCCUUCCAUAAUGUAGAUCAUGCAACUCUUAUCUACUCCUUUACUGGCUGCUCCUUUAUGGAAAAACUCUGCCCACUCUUCUAUCCCGGUGUUAAUGAUGAUGGUAAAAACUCUGGACGUCUGAUCAUCUGUCCUGUGAUGGUGGGUGAUGGCAUCAGUGAUGAUGAUGAGGAUGAUGAUAACUGAUCAUCAGUCAGUCAGUCUGAUCUUUUUUCAUGAAGAGAUUGCAUCAAUUAAAGAUUAAUCGUAACAUUAAACCAACACAGAGAAGAAGUCCUAAGAACAGAACUGAGCAACUCAAACCUGCUGAUGAAAACCAUGAUAUUCAGUCAGAACCGGCAGGUCAAGUCAGCACGCUGAACUUUAAUUGAUUUGUUUGUUUUACUGUUUUCAACCUGAUAACAGUAUAACCCAUUUGUGUAAUUUCAGUUUGAAAAAGACCUUUCCUUAAUUUUCUUCCAGCAUUUUAAGGCACAGAUGUUGUGAAAUAUCAAACAACAGGAUUCAGAAACUCUUCUGCUGUUUUAAGGUGUGCACUUAAAUAAAAAUAAAAAAUAAAAAUCUGAA
This is a messenger RNA of Maylandia zebra (zebra mbuna), 2471 nucleotides long. Its product is annotated as E3 ubiquitin-protein ligase TRIM39-like. Gene Ontology annotation, molecular function: zinc ion binding; protein binding. The record is from RefSeq and is a predicted model, not a curated record. NCBI's taxonomy places the organism in Eukaryota, Metazoa, Chordata, Actinopteri, Cichliformes, Cichlidae.